Pollicipes pollicipes is the source of this 1561-nucleotide messenger RNA. RefSeq names its product spore coat protein SP65. The record is from RefSeq and is a predicted model, not a curated record. Lineage: Eukaryota; Metazoa; Arthropoda; Thecostraca; Pollicipedomorpha; Pollicipedidae. The coding region runs from base 1 to 771 and encodes 256 amino acids. The transcript has 4 exons.
AUGGCCGCACGUCACUACACCAUCAUCUCACAGGGCGACGACGUGGAGGACCUGCUGCCGCCGGCCGGGGCCAACCCGGUGCGCGAGCCACUGUCGCUGCCACUGGUGGUGGUCGGCACGGCGCGCGGCACCGGCACCACUCCAGCGCCCGUUACCACCACUAAGGCGACGACGACGACGAAGCCGACCACCACGAUCACCACCACGACCACCACCACUACUCCAGCCACGACCACCACGACCACCACAACCACCACCACGACCACUGUUCCAACGACUACUUCAACCACCACAACGACCACUACCACUCCUGCCACUACCACCACAACCACCACCAUCACCACCACCACGACUGCAGCCACCACCAGCGCGCCCGUCACCGCGAGCAACAGCGUGGUGGCGGGCGGCGCGACCACCCGGCUGUCGCACUGGGCAGGGUCGGGCGGGGACCUAGCGCCAGCGCUCUCAGGGCUGGUGAGCGCCACCAGCCGGCCGGUGGCGGUGGCGCCGCACGGCGCCGGCGGCCAGACGCCCUCCCCCGAUCUCGGCCACCAUCACCACCGCGGUUGGCUGCAUGCACUGACUUCCGAUCCAGCCUUCGUGCCUGCCGCCAUCGUCGCCAUAAUCGUGCUGGUGCUGGCUGCAAUGGCGGCGGUGCACGCCCUCAAGCGACGUUCUGACAGGCGGGAGCGCAGGAAAAACAUCGGGCAGAUGGCCCAGGACCUCCAGUCGGGGGACAAAGUGAUGCUGAUGAGCUCCGACGAGGACUGAGCACCGCGGACACAGGAGCAGACUGACGGAGCACAGCCAGGGAUCCGCGCGGCCGCGGUCUGUCGCAUCCCCGCUCAGGCGCCCGCUCGCCCAGCGUCAGCACCAAACAGUGCCGCGUAUGUCAAGAGCGUGGUGGCCGCAGCACCGCACAGCCCCGCCUCGCCGCCAUGCGCAGGCUCUGAGACUGUGCGAAGCGUGCAGCCGCGCAAGCCGUGCUGUGUCCGCACGCGCGACAGGACAGUCGCCAGUGACCGCAGUCUUACGCGCAUUCAGCCGCCGGCGGGACGCACGGCCGGAGCGGCGUUUUGUGGCGCGGCGAUCUCCCCGCCGCCGUGGCGUGUCUGGCGCGGCGAUCGCUCCCGCCGCCGUGACGUGUCCGGACGGCCACUGGGGCCGCCGAGUGUGAGAAAAAGUCCAACUGUCGGACCGACGACAGGACACGCCGGCGGGACAGCGGAGCGUGUCGCGGCGGGCGGGGCGGGCUCUGGCCGCCGACUGACCACCCCAGGUCUCCGUCGAAUGGUGCUCUCAAGGCGUACUGGUCACCGCCUCAUGCGGCGGAACUAUUUCGGUGAUAAGGCGUCUCGGUUGUCACGGUAGUCACCGCUCUGUGCAGCGGAACGUUUUUGGCGACCGAGUAUCGCCGCAGCUGCGACAGCGCGCAGCCCCACCGCGUUGCGCUGUGCCGAUGACUCAUCCGCAAUGCCACACGUUCCCUUAUUUUCAGAUCGAUCCCAGCUUGACCUUGAGGUCUUCCAGUGUCCGAUGCUAUCCGCAUGUUGCAUAUGCU